AUGGACCGCUUCGAGCCGUACAAGAAGAAGAGGGUAGGGUGGGUGCUCGUGGCCUCGUACGUCUUCGAUUGGGUCGUCCUGAUCGCCGCCGCCGCCGUAGGCUACGUGCUCGGCGACAUCACGCCCAACAAGCGGCCCUUCCAGCUCGAGGACCCCGAUAUUUCCUUCCCCUUCACCGAGAAGGAGACGGUGCCCACGUGGCUGCUGGUCACUCUCGCCGUCAUCGUUCCCAUCGUCGUCGUCUUCAUCAUCGCCCUCUGCUUCGUCCCGGGCUCGACCGUGCCCGCGGGGACGCCCAAGUCGCUGAUCUGGAAGCGCAAGCUCUGGGAGCUGCACGCGGGCUGGCUCGGCCUCGCGCUCUCCGUCGUCGCGGCCUGGUUCAUCACGAGCGGCAUGAAGAACCUCUUCGGCAAGCCGCGGCCGGACAUGCUCGCGCGCUGCCAGCCCGACCUCGCCAACGUCGCGCGCUACGUCGUCGGCGGCAUCGCCAACACCACCUCCAACGGCCAGCUCGUCAGCGCCGACAUCUGCACCAGCACCGACAAGUCCAAGCUCGACGACGGCUUCCGCAGCUACCCCUCGGGCCACAGCUCCUCCAGCGCCGCGGGGCUCAUCUACCUGUCCCUCUUCAUCGCCUCCAAGUUCGCCAUCACCAUCCCCUUCCUGGCCCCGGCCUCGUACGCCAACGCCUCCUCCUUCUCCGCCUUCCCCUCCCGGCUCGCCGCCCCCGGCGCCAUCGCCGACCAGAACAGCUACGAGCUCGCCGACCGCGGCGCCUCGCGCCACAACAACAACAACGAGUCCCUCUCCCUGCCCUCCGACCCCUCGGCCCAAAAGCGCCUGGCCAGCCACUCGCGCACCGUCGCCGCCGCCCGCCGCCAGGCCGCCGCCCCGCCGCUCUACCUGCUCGUCAUCUGCGUCGUGCCCUGGUUCCUGAGCAUCUUCAUCGCCAGCUCGCGCUGGUUCGACUUUCGGCACCACGGCUUCGACAUCCUCUUCGGCUUCCUCAUCGGCACCGUCACCGCCUUCUUCGCCUUCCGCUACUACCACCUGCCCAUCAGCCAGGGCGCCGGCUGGGCCUGGGCGCCCCGCAGCAACGACAAGGCCCUCUGGGCCGGCGUCGGGUCCUACAGCUACGCCACCGACCGCGGCGCCUGGGAGGAGCAGCAGCCCGAGCUCUUUGGGCUGCGGCACGACGGCGGUGGUGCGUCUGCGCACUACGGCGGCGGUGGGGGGUACUACGGCGGCCGGGCGGGCGACGAGGAGGAGGCGCUGGGCGGUGGUGCUACGGAGUACACGGGCGCGGCCGGGGUCACGGGCCGGAGCGGCGGGCCCGAGGACGGCCAGUACCGGCGGAAGCAGAGCCCGUCCAAGGACUCUUCUCUCGGAGGAGGCCGGCAGGAGGUCGAGAUGGGCCGCGUGCAGGACGUGCAGAACGCUGCUGUAAUCGGGAGUGCCCGGUGA
Molecule: messenger RNA, 1464 nt
Organism: Thyridium curvatum
Lineage: Eukaryota; Fungi; Ascomycota; Sordariomycetes; Thyridiales; Thyridiaceae
Exons: 2
Coding region: 1-1464 (487 amino acids)
Biological process (GO): phospholipid metabolic process
Molecular function (GO): phosphatidate phosphatase activity
Source: RefSeq, a predicted model, not a curated record